AUGUCUGCUGCUGAUGGUGGCGCAGCUGCACUACUAGUGGCAGGAUUAAAUACAAAUGGACCUGAAGUAAUGUACGAAGAUGAUCUGAGCGACAACACUAUACCAGAUAUUCAAAAAAUUACUAAGAAGAAUAAUAUUUUGCCACUAUGGGGUAAUAAUCAGACAAUGAAUUUAAAUGCCCUUGUACUGGAGAAUAUUGUCCAGUGUACUUAUUAUAAGAAUUAUCUGGCCGAAACAACCGGUUUUCAGCAACUUAUUGAAGAAAUCUAUUACAGAGUAAGUUUGAGAAAUUGUGAUUUAAGUAAUUGA
Dracunculus medinensis (Guinea worm) is the source of this 309-nucleotide messenger RNA. Lineage: Eukaryota; Metazoa; Nematoda; Chromadorea; Rhabditida; Dracunculidae. The record is from the annotation of a GenBank genome assembly.